This is a messenger RNA of Zeugodacus cucurbitae (melon fly), 1607 nucleotides long. It is a transcript of the gene Traf6, whose product is annotated as TNF receptor-associated factor 6. The transcript has a single exon. Gene Ontology annotation, biological process: tumor necrosis factor-mediated signaling pathway; positive regulation of JNK cascade; regulation of canonical NF-kappaB signal transduction. Lineage: Eukaryota; Metazoa; Arthropoda; Insecta; Diptera; Tephritidae. Gene Ontology annotation, cellular component: plasma membrane signaling receptor complex. Gene Ontology annotation, molecular function: protein binding. Bases 184 to 1503 code for a protein of 439 amino acids. The record is from RefSeq and is a predicted model, not a curated record.
UGAGAAACUGUCAAAGUGGGGCACAUAAGAAAAUCGAUAGGUACUCAUAAACAUUCCUUUAGACUAUUUACACAGUUUUUAUUUUUGCACUUUUCCACAAUUAAUUUGUUCACUUGUUACUGAAGUGCUAGUGUGUAUAAUUUUAUUUCAAAACACUUUCUGUGCUUCUUCUCAUGUUGCAAGAUGCAAAAUUCACAAACUAACACAGGCAGACAGGCCAGACAGCAACAGCAGCAACCGUAUCAGCAGGGUCAUUCGCAUCAUCAUCACCAUUACACAGAAAACAACAAAUCACCAUCGUCUAUACCGCCCAAUUCUUUAGCGAUCUCCAAGUCCUAUGUGCCCGCACCGGCUUCAACCACCUCGGACGAUACUGACUUCCAUGAGUCCGAGGCACGUUAUGAGUGUGCCAUUUGCAUACAUUGGCUUAAUGAGCCCGUGAUCACCACUUGUGGUCAUCGGUUUUGCAAAUCUUGUUUAACAAAAUGGCUGAACAAUCACAAUCAAUGUCCAUUGGACAAUACAGAGCUUUCCUUAGAACAUGAUAUCUUUCCUGAUAAUUUCACCAGACGUGAGAUAGAACAAAUCAAACACAAAUGCCCUAAUUCACCAUUGGGUUGCGCCGUAGUGGCAUCGCCCAUAGAGGUGGAUCGCCAUUUGCCGACCUGUCCAUACAGAAGACUGGAGAAUGCCGAGGAAAAGUGUCCAUUUGCCAGCAUCAAAUGUGAUUUUGUUGGGCGUCCUGAAACUAAUGCACUCGAAGAGCAUCUCAAAGAAGACAUACCACAUCAUAUGCAACUAAUGUUGCAAGCUUUCCAACAAACAGCCAUAUCUACUUGGAAUCCACAAAAACCAACAACAACGGCAAGUGGUGGCAAAGUAAAUGGUGUACUACCACCACCGCCACCACAAUAUGCAAACGAAGCAGACGAACAACUCAUACAAACAAUGUAUCAACGUAUUGUAGUGCUGGAGCAACGCGUACGCGAGCAAGAUGUAAAAGUGGAAAAUCUUACGAAGCAAUUGGCUGCACGUCAACAAAUCGAUCCACGCUAUAGUAACGGCACAAUUGUAUGGGAAAUCACAAAUUUCCGCAAUGUGGUGGAGCAGUUACGUGCCGAUGCCAAUAAUCUGCUUUACUCACGAGACUUUUACACCUCGCCGCAUGGAUAUCGGUUUUGUGCGCGUGUCAACAUACAGCCACGACACUUAAACCUAUUAAGUUUGCAUGUGCAUUUAAUGCAAUCCGAAAACGACUACCAUUUAGAUUGGCCAUUUAAUGGACGCAUCAAACUGUGGAUGAUACACCCAAAAGAUGCCAGUCUCUCACAACAUGAUACAAUUAUGACCAAACCCGAAGUGAUGGCCUUCCAUAAGCCACGAGAACACAUAAGUACGCGUGGAUUUGGUUUUGUCGAAUAUGCGAAGAUAGCUGAUGUCAUGCAUAAAGGCUUCUGUGAAGAUGACAAGCUGGUAAUCAAAAUACAAAUUAAUAUAGUUUAGACUUAGUGAAGUCAGUAGUAAGUGUAAUAAUGUGGCAAAGUAAAAGUAGUGAUUGUGGUUGCUAUGGUAUGGAACAUGAUGAGCGACGCAGCAAGGACAGUAAA